Molecule: messenger RNA, 636 nt
Organism: Trichomonas vaginalis G3
Lineage: Eukaryota; Parabasalia; Trichomonadida; Trichomonadidae
Product: protein of unknown function, DUF4106 family
Exons: 1
Molecular function (GO): hydrolase activity; ATP binding; DNA binding
Source: RefSeq, a predicted model, not a curated record
AUGUUAGAAAAAAAGUUUGCUGACAUUGACAAGAAAUUUGAGAAUGUUUUGAAGAAGAACAAGAGGAAGUUAGAAAAUGCUCAGAUAAAGCCUAUACAUGACAAGUUCUUAUUUGCUCAGAAUGGUAUAACAGGUCUAAUUGCACCACCUGGGUCGGGUAAGACUUUCACUUAUCUUAAAAUGGCUGCACAACAACAAGAACUAGAUGAGAAGAACCCAUUCUAUGAGUUAGUUGUCAUUUGUAGUACUUCUGGUCAAUUUGACCAAACCGUCAAUUCGUUCAAAGAUAUUAUAAAGAAGUCUAAGUUAGUAUGUAUAAAAGACUCUGAGUUGUUAGAUUGGAUAAAGAAGUACCAAAGAAGAGUUUUGAAGUAUAAUGCUAUAAAUGAGUAUAUAAAUUCUAAGUUUAAAGACCCAAAUGAGGAAAUGCAAAGAAUAUUAGAGAAGAAACACUUCAGAAACAAACAGAAAGAGAUAGAAUACAUUUCGAAGAAAUUGCAAUCUUACGAUUGGAAGACUUACCCUCAUAGAUGUCUUCUUAUCUUAGAUGACUUUGCUUCUCAUCCUUUGUUAAAGAACAGAGAACAAGAUAUGUGUCGAAUUCUUAAGAAGCUCAGACACUUUAACAUCUCAGUU